Molecule: messenger RNA, 978 nt
Organism: Anthostomella pinea
Lineage: Eukaryota; Fungi; Ascomycota; Sordariomycetes; Xylariales; Xylariaceae
Source: the annotation of a GenBank genome assembly
AUGGGCUCCCCCGAAAUGGUCGACGAGUCUCAGCAGCCCGCUGAAAACAUGGUCAUGAACUCCAAGAGCGCACAGGAUGACAAUGGCCUUCACACACCCGGUCCAGCUGGCGUUCGCCAGGAGAACGACGCUUCUGCCAGAGGUGAUGAGCACACUGUAGGCUUAGCUGUCAGACAGUUCAGACGCCCUGGGGUCGAAGGACACGUCGAACGUGCUGGUCUUCCAGUUGCCGAUGCUCACAAUGAUGCCAAUGAGAGCCUCAAUCCUGCAUCCCAACUCGAGGGCGCAACAUACCCACCUCAUCCACAACCUUCUCUCCCUCCACCCCCGUCCCUUUACGGACGCCUCAUCUACGACGGGAAACAAGCAGCACAGCAGGAGCCUCAACAUCAGCAAGCGCAGCAACAGCAACAAGGACCCCAACCGUCCGACCCAUCAACAUCCACGAUGCCUCGCCGCACCACCAAGAAGAAGCAGAAGAAGCCGAGCCAGAACCACGCUCGUGUGGCCCAGACAGCCUCCUAUGCACCGAAGCCGUCCGAGAGAGCUAACAAGAGUGACCUUAUGGACCGCCACCAGCGCGCCAUGGCACAGAUCCUGACGCGCUUCCGCAACAUGGUCAUGGCAGCCACGGAGCCCCUGCCGCGGACCGCCAUCAUCGAGCACGCCGUGCUGAACCGCAUGACGAUGGAGACGGAGACGCGCGCUUUGAUCACCGAAGUCGAAGGCCUCCUGAGCCUCACGCGCGAGAUCAAAGUCCUCUGGAUGCGCGGCUCGCUGCGCCAGCCCGGCGAGGACGACAGCCGCGAGGCCGAGAUCGACCAGAAGGCCUUCGCGGUCCAGGAGCUGUACCGCCAGCUUAUGGUUAUGAAGAACCGGUCCUCGGAGAUGAAGAAGGACGACGACGAUGCGAAGAAGAAGCAGCAGGGCGGUCAGGAGCAGGAGCAGCAGGGUAACGGCGGCGGAAAUACUGCUUAG